This is a messenger RNA of Eurytemora carolleeae, 747 nucleotides long. Its product is annotated as selenoprotein M-like. The record is from RefSeq and is a predicted model, not a curated record. NCBI's taxonomy places the organism in Eukaryota, Metazoa, Arthropoda, Copepoda, Calanoida, Temoridae. The transcript has 5 exons. Gene Ontology annotation, molecular function: oxidoreductase activity. Gene Ontology annotation, cellular component: endoplasmic reticulum lumen.
GGCUACAAGAGGGGUUCAACGCCAACAAGGAACUUUAAUAUUUUCAUAUUUGUUUCUACCUCCGUUGAUAUUGAACAGGCCGGAUUGUGCCGACGAUAACAGUUACACUAGGAGGACGAGUCUUUCCUAGCUGUAUAAUAGAGGUUGGCAAGGAUGAGGUUGAUGUAUGUGGGCCUCCUGGUCCUGUUUGUGGCCUCUGUGAGAACAGAGGAUGAGGCUGAAGGCGAGGACGGUGUUGAGUUUGAAGAUAACACAAUAUUUAAAUGUGUGGUUGAGUCCUGCUCCGGAUGACGAUUGAACAAGCUCCCUGAGGUGAAGAACUUCAUCUACGGGGAUCUGGAGUCUAAGUAUGAGAGGACCGUGUUCAAGAAAGUCCCCGGGAAGUCUCCGGAGGCCAUUUUCUACAACCAGGCUGGGAAGGAGCUAGAGAGAUUAAACAUUGAAAAGUUCUCCAGGGAGGAGCUGAACCAGAUGAUGGUAUCUAAGGGACUACCCAAGAAGUCUGGUCAUGACGAAGUGUAGAAGAACAACUUCAUGAAUUGCACCGGUGAGAGGAGGGGAGGGUUGUUCCUGUGCACUAUGACGGGUAGAGUUGAACAAGUUUUUAAACUUCUCUUUACCCUGAUAAUUACGCCAGUACACCCUACCCAGCCUUUGCACUUAACCCGUUUCCAACUAUGUACUGUAUGUACGCAUGUUUAAAGCAUUUAUAUUCAGUCAGAAACAAAAUAAAUAAAAAUUAUGUAU